Sclerotinia sclerotiorum 1980 UF-70 is the source of this 1008-nucleotide messenger RNA. Its product is annotated as casein kinase II. The transcript is spliced from 6 exons. NCBI's taxonomy places the organism in Eukaryota, Fungi, Ascomycota, Leotiomycetes, Helotiales, Sclerotiniaceae. The coding region runs from base 1 to 1008 and encodes 335 amino acids. Gene Ontology annotation, molecular function: protein serine/threonine kinase activity; ATP binding. Gene Ontology annotation, biological process: regulation of transcription by RNA polymerase III; regulation of transcription by RNA polymerase I; protein phosphorylation. The record is from RefSeq and is a predicted model, not a curated record. Gene Ontology annotation, cellular component: protein kinase CK2 complex; cytosol; nucleus.
AUGGCUCGCGUCUAUGCGGAUGUCAAUCAGCAGAUGCCACGGGCAUAUUGGGAUUAUGAUAGCGUGAAUAUUACUUGGGGCGUGUUGGAGAACUAUGAAGUUGUGCGCAAGAUCGGACGAGGAAAGUACUCGGAGGUCUUUGAGGGAAUCAAUGUGGCCAACUACCAGAAAUGUGUAAUCAAGGUGUUGAAGCCGGUCAAGAAGAAGAAGAUCAAGAGAGAGAUCAAAAUCCUACAAAACUUGUCAGGAGGUCCGAAUAUUGUCGCCCUCCUUGAUGUUGUUAGGGAUAGUCAAAGCAAAACACCUUCUUUGAUUUUCGAAUAUGUCAACAACACCGACUUCCGAAGCCUCUAUCCUAAGUUCAUUGAUUAUGACGUUCGAUUUUAUAUUUAUGAGCUUUUGAAGGCAUUGGACUUUUGUCACAGCAAAGGCAUCAUGCAUAGAGAUGUAAAGCCUCAUAACGUGAUGAUUGAUCAUGAGAACAGAAAGUUGAGACUUAUCGAUUGGGGUCUUGCAGAAUUUUACCAUCAAGGCACAGAGUAUAACGUUCGAGUUGCAUCUAGAUAUUUCAAGGGACCGGAAUUGCUCGUUGACUUCCAGGAAUAUGACUACUCCUUGGACAUGUGGUCUUUAGGUGCUAUGUUCGCUUCUAUGAUCUUCCGCAAAGAACCAUUCUUCCACGGAAACAGUAACUCAGAUCAGUUGGUCAAGAUUGCUAAGGUCCUCGGUACUGAAGACUUAUUCGACUACCUCGACAAGUACGAGAUUGAGCUCGACGCACAAUAUGAUGACAUCUUAGGCAGAUUCCCAAAGAAGAAUUGGCACAGCUUUGUCAAUGCCGAGAACCAACGAUUUGUUACUAAUGAAGCUAUCGACUUCUUGGACAAACUUCUCCGUUACGAUCACCAAGAACGUUUGACCGCCAAGGAAGCCAUGGCCCAUCCAUUCUUUGCACCUAUUCGCGCCGAUGAGCAAGCUGCACGUGGUGCUGCAGCUCCUACUACAUGA